Messenger RNA from Exophiala xenobiotica, 1002 nucleotides. RefSeq lists its product as uncharacterized. The coding region runs from base 1 to 1002 and encodes 333 amino acids. NCBI's taxonomy places the organism in Eukaryota, Fungi, Ascomycota, Eurotiomycetes, Chaetothyriales, Herpotrichiellaceae. The transcript has 4 exons. The record is from RefSeq and is a predicted model, not a curated record.
AUGACGGACCGUGGAUCUCAUGCUGCCAUUGUCUCCCUUGUCGUCACUGCCUUGGCUUUCUUGUUUGUCGGUAUUAGAUUGAUCAGUCGGAUCUUCCUGGUCAAACGAUUCGGUCUGGAUGAUGGCUUGAUUUUGGCGGCGGUGUGCUUUAGUAUUGGCCUCUCGGCCAUGAUUGAAGUCCAGCGAGGAAAUGGCUUCGGUGAACACACUACGGAGCUCACCCUAGCUCAAUAUGAGGGGCUUUUCAAAACCUGUUUUGCCUGCACGCUUGUCUACAUUGCUGGCUUGACUUGUGUGAAAGACUCGAUUGCAUAUCAGUACUUGCGCUUCUUCCAGACCAAAACAUCCCGAUUCAUGGCCUGGAGUCUGAUCGGGCUUGUCACUACGUAUUGCGUAAUAAACUGGAUUUGUUCAUUGCUGGCUUGCCGGCCACUGAGUCUGUAUUGGACUGCGCGGCAGAAUGGACACUGUUUUGAUAUCUAUGCAUUUUGGUUUUUCUCAGCCGGGUUCAAUAUCGUCACGGAUAUCGCCCUCUGUAUUCUACCAAUACCGACACUCGUGACGCUGCAAUUACCGCGUAAGCAAAAAUACGGCUUGAUUUGCGUCUUUCUGCUGGGCGGGUUUGGCUGCGUCACAUCAGUAUUGCGGUUAAUUAAGCUCUACGAGCUGUACAAGUCGGUGGACGUCAGCUAUGAUGUAGUCGGUCCGUUACUGUGGUCUUCGAUCGAGGUGAACACGGGAAUUAUAUGCGCGUGCUUGCCCACGUUGAAACCGUUAGUGAACCUGAUCUCUCCCUGGCUGUUGCACAGCUCCUCGCGAGAGUCAUCAUGCAAUCGGCAACCCUCGUUUGUGGCGACGCCGGAAAUGAAGAAACACAGCAAUCCAACAACAGAAGGGACGUCAGAAUCCGGGGGAGUUAUCCCAGUCGGCAUCACCAUGUCUCAAUUGAAGGCUGCCUAUAGCAAGAAUCUUGAGAGGAAUGUGGCACAAGAGGAGGUAUGA